Miscanthus lutarioriparius is the source of this 1002-nucleotide messenger RNA. The record is from the annotation of a GenBank genome assembly. Lineage: Eukaryota; Viridiplantae; Streptophyta; Magnoliopsida; Poales; Poaceae.
AUGGCUUCUCUCAGCCUGUUGAUCGCUGCUGCGGCGCUCGUUGUCGUCGCGGCCUCCACGGCAGCAACGGCGGCGGCGCCGAGCUGGGCACCACCGUCGUCGCCGCGCCCUCUGUUCCGUGAGUACAUCGGCGCGGAGGGCCAGAACGUGACGUUCGCGGACGUGCCGGUGCACCCGGGCGUGGACUUCCACUUCAUCCUCUCCUUCGCCAUCGACUACGCCGCCGCCGACGCCGCCAACGCCUCCGCGGCGCCCCCCGUGCCCACCGACGGCCGCUUCGCCGUCUUCUGGGACGAGGCGCACCUCACCCCGGCCGCCGUGUCCGCCCUCAAGUGCCCCUCCUCCUCCUCCUCCCCCAACACCCGCGUCGCGCUCAGCCUCGGCGGCGACACCGUGUUCGGCUACAACGCCACGUUCCGCGCGUCCUCGGUGGACGCCUGGGUGGACAACGCCGUCGCCUCCCUCACGGCCAUCAUCACCCGGUACGGCAUCGACGGCGUCGACAUCGACUACGAGCACUUCGGGGAGCGCGAGACGCCGGAGGUCUUCGCGGAGUGCGUCGGCCGCCUCGUGCGCGCGCUCAAGUCCGCCGGCGUCAUCUCCGUCGCGUCCAUCGCGCCCUUCGCCAACCCGGACGUGCAGGCGCACUACGGCGAGCUGUGGCGCCGCUACGGCCGCGACUUCGACUACGUCAACUUCCAGUUCUACGCGUACCCGUCCAACACCACGGUGCCGGAAUUCCUGGGCUACUACUACGAGCAGAGCGGCCGGUACGCCGGCGCCGGCGGCGGGGGCAAAGUGCUCGUCAGUUUCGGGACCGACCCGGCCAGCAACGGGCUGCGGCCCGGGAAGGGGUUCUUCAGGGCGUGCCGGGAGCUGCGCCGCCAGGGGAGGCUGCACGGCAUCUUCGUCUGGGCCGCGGACAACUCCGUCGCCGACGGGUUCCGCUACGAGCGCCUAGCGCAGAGGUUCCUCGCCGGCGCCGCCCCGGGUUUCCCGUGA